CUGGAAACUAACUUUGGAUUCCCCCGCAGAAAACCGCAGAUAAGUUUUCGCGCAAAAUUUGGAAUCAUGGCGGUGAAAAUGUUUUGAAUGAUUUCUGCCUAGGAAGAAUAGAAAUGACGCAGUCGAUUAUCGUGCAAGUUGGCCAAUGUGGAAACCAGAUUGGAUGCAGAUUCUGGGAUCUAGCUUUAAGGGAACAUGCUCAUACAAAUAAGACAGGUAUAUAUGAUGAGGCCAUCAGUAGUUUCUUCAGAAAUGUUGAUACAAGGGGUGGUGACAUAAAAGAGCUUCAAGUUGGAGAUGGCAAAGGGAAGAUCAGAAGCCUCAAAGCUAGAGCAGUUCUCAUCGACAUGGAAGACAGUGUUGUCAAUGAAAUAUUACAAGGAUCGUUACGAGAUGUUUUUGACAACCGACAGUUCAUUACAGACGUGUAUGGAUCCGGAAACAAUUGGGCUGUGGGGCAUUUCGAGUAUGGUCACAGAUACAGAGACGAAAUUGCCAAUCUCAUUAGACGUGCUGCUGAAACUUGCGAUUGUCUACAAUGUUUCUUUUGCAUUCACUCGAUGGGUGGUGGAACUGGGUCUGGUCUUGGUACUUAUGUGCUACGCCUUUUAGAGGACGAAUUCCCAGAUGUGUACCGAUUUAGUACUGUAGUUUAUCCUUCUGAAGAUGAUGACGUCAUAACGUCACCGUACAACAGCGUUCUGGCUAUGCGACAGCUCACAGAUGGUGCAGACUGUGUCAUACCAAUAGAGAAUCAGGCGCUCACUGACAUCGUCAAGAAGAUAGAAUCCAGCCUGCCUCCGCAGAGGUCAGGUAAGCGCGUUAACAUUGCGACAACCCGUACUACUGGAUCAGGGGUAAAGCCGUUAAGUGCUGUCACUUCUAGUGAAGGAAGUGCUGGAAGGAGUUCUGAAAAGCCGUUUGAUGGCUUGAAUAACAUCGUAGCCAACCUUAUACUUAAUAUCACAAGCUCAUCGCGUUUUGAAGGUUCCUUAAACGUCGAUUUGAAUGAAAUAACGAUGAACUUAGUACCUUUUCCGAAACUGCAUUAUCUAGUGUCAAGUAUGACACCGUUAUAUGCCUUAGCUGAUGUUAAUAUUCCUGCUAGAAGGCUAGACCAAAUGUUCACCGAUGCUUUUUCUAAAGACAAUCAGCUUCUGCGGGUGAAUCCGCGGAAAGAAUUAUAUCUCGCGUGUGGUAUGAUAGUGCGCGGAAAAGUCGAGAUAUCUGACUUGAGACGUAACAUUGACCGUCUUCGAUCAUCGUUAAAUUUUGUACAUUGGAAUCAGGAGGGCUGGAAAACGGGCCUAUGCUCGGUUCCACCGGUUGGUCACCAGUACUCAAUGUUGACAUUGGCAAAUAACACAUGUGUAAGGGAACCUUUUAUGGACAUGAAGAGCAGAUUUCUGAAACUCUACAAACGUAAAGCUCAUGUGCAUCAUUAUAGGAAUAUAAACGGAUUUGAAGACAAUGUCUUUGAGGAAAGUUUGGAGUCAUUAAACUGGUUGAUCUCUGAAUAUGAAAGAUUUUCUGGUACCAAGGAUUCACAAGUGCUGCCAGCUCAGCGACUCAAAGUUGCUCGCUAGUGUCUCAAGAUUUGAGUUGCCAGGAUAACAGCAAAAAUGAAGUAGCGAAAUGGUUUCUUGUGUUGCUUUGUGCUUAUUGCAUGAAUACUUCUCGCAUGUUAUCCAGAAUCUGCACAACAGUUUCUUUCUGGACUUGUUUCAUCAAUAUCAGCAGUAAAUGUGAUGAUUUUGUUAUUUUUAUCGAGAGAAAUGUUACUUGCUAGCACAAAAUGCUCAGAAUUUGCGCUACCUGGGUGAAAAGACUCUCGGCUGCAGAUUUUAUCGCAGAAUGAACGAGGACAGUAAAAAAAGCAAAGGUAUAUGUUUUAUUACUGAAUGUACGAGGACAGUAAAAGAGCAAACGUUUCUGUUUUCAGAGGCAGCAACGCAACUCACCUGGUAUUUUGGCAUCUAAGAUUUGCCGAAUAUUUCAUAUAGGCCGUGGUUCACAAUGGCUAUUAAUGCAUGUGUCUCUUUUUGUUCAACAGCAACAUGUUAAUAUAUACGAAUUGUAUGCCCUGAUGUGAACCCACCUUGUUAUAAAGUAAGCAUCGAAUCGGUUCACAAGUUAUCAAAAGAUAACAAUUUUUUGAAUACCACAUUGAAAAAAUGUACUGUUCUAGUAAUAUUGGUUCUGAAGGAAUCAAUAUAUUUGAAAAUGUAGAAUUAAAGACGGUUGAAAAGUAUGUUCAAAUUUUUUUAAUGUUUUGUGUUCUUGUUUACGGAAGCUGUAAAAAACAGUGAAAAAAGUGAGUGGUCCCUUCCUUUCAAUGUUUAGAAUAUUCCUAGGAAAAAUUUCUUAUCACAACUUGUUUUGAAAAUAUUUCAUCAAAAAGACAAAUGUGACGUAGAGUCUGUGGACUUAUCUUGAUCUUUUCCCAAAUUGUUAAUCCUGAUUUCCAUUUUUCAUUUUAAAAGACAAUGAAAUAUUAUGCAUAAGAUGCACACAAAAAACCUUUCAAAAUCGUAGUCUAGAAAGAGAUUAAGUCACAAGAUAUAUUCGGCUAAGAGGCAUUUGUACAAUAAUGCGAUGUUUAAGAUUUUAUAAAGUUGUGAAAGACACGACGUCUCCGCUUUGAAGUUGUCUGUUCAUUAGGAAGAAAACUGCAAUUUCGCUAUUGAUCUACGGAAAGUGUAAUUACAGAACACGCUUGACAGACCAUUAUGACUCGAUUCAAGUACAUUUCAAGUUUAAGUUUGUCCUGCUAACUAAAUGAAUUCCUUCACUUAGCCUCACUGCGUCUCUGGCGCAGGUAAACUUCGGUAUCGAAAAAAGUUGAUAUAGGGGGCUAGGGUCCAAUUCUACUUGACAUGGCUCCAAAUAGAACUUUUCAAAUCUGCAUGCGUGGGAUCGUUGAAACAAAAAACAGAUCAGUCUGUGAGUCAUUUACGAGCUUAUCGUUUGUAGGAAUAAAAAUAAACAGUACUACGCUUCAAAUGUUAUUAAAAUGAUCCAGAGACGAAUAUUGGCGGAAUGUUUUGUAAUUACAAUAUUCUACUUUACCUAUACAUAUUAUCUAAAGAACGUUUACGAAACUGGGACUGAAUAACUAUUGACAUGGAUUUAUCGGGAAAAGCUCAACCAAAAAUUUAAACAGGGAGCAUCAGCGGACUGGCAAAAAAUAUGGGACAAAUGAAAACUUCAGUGUAAAAGCGCAAAAGUGGUGUAGUGGAGAGAGAUCAACUUUUAUCUAAGAGAUAAAGUUGCAUAUCAUUUAGAUACAAUAGCAUUUCCAUGAGAUGGUGUAAAUGAUAACACAUGUUGUGAUCGUGUACGUUAAAUUCCCCAGAAUCAUAAAUUUUUUUCGAAUCAUGCAUAUAUUGUCAACAUUUUGCGGAAACGGGGGUGCUUACUUUUAUUAUCUUUUCUCUAUUCAAUCUUUAUUCAUGAGUAGGGGCUGAUUUAAGGUAGCUUUGAUAAGAUGCUAAAGUUUACAUGGUUCUGUAUGUUAUAAUUAUGAUGUAAGUUUAUGCUACCGGUCGUUAACGUGUGCUGUAAAUUGGGUAAUACAACGUCACUUAAUAACAUUUAUUAGAUGGGGCAUAUAUUAACAUAAUUGUCUUUUGAUAAGAGGAUAGGGCUGAUAUUAAUAUAAUUGUGUUUUGAUAAAGGUCUUUUUUUGUAGCGUCUAUCCCCUUCCCCACUGUCCCAUUCAAAUAAACAAUUAUCCCUCUCUCCUUACUGCUAGUUAUGCAUAAGUGUCAAAAUAUAUUCAGCAAAAAAUAAAUGUAUUUACAAUUUUGAAAAAAUAUAGCAUACUUAACUACAAACUACAUUAAAAACUAAAUAUUCCUCUAGCGGUUUAAAGUCGAAUAACGGUAAAUACUACACAAUAGCAAAAGGCUACUAAAAUGAAGUCUAGUCAAGGUGUAAUAAAACUAGAUAUUGCAUUUAUCUUCUUUUAAAAAUAAAGGUGACGCAGAAAAAAUGUAUGUUUUAACUGUUCAUACUCUACCAUCUCAAGACCUACACGCCCAAACCAUAUUGACAGUUAAGCAAAACUAACAAAAGGGAAGCCAAACGUAGCGAAAUGACACAUACAUAUUACAGUCAUAGCAGCAUUCGAUCCUGCUUACCCUAUUUGUGUGCAUCAACGAUGAACACCCACUUUUUGCCUAGCGACAUUUUCAACGAUUCAAGUCAGUGAUAUGGUCGAUACAGAAUUAGCGGGAGGAAGGCUACUUUUUGCCUCGAUUGGGAAUUUGGAGAUACCACAAAGAAUCGCAAAUGAAAUAAAUUGAAGAUAGAAGAGAACAGUCUUAACUACUACAAAAUUGAACAUAUCACAAAAUAUGUGGUAGAUGUUGCUCAGUCUUUGAUGAGAUAUCGGGGUUAACUCGUAUUAACCGCGAAUAUUGCUCGCAAACUUUAUUAUCAAACUAAGCUUCCAGAAGUACAUUUCUAUGAAAAAUUUGCAUAAUCGAAGCAAACUGAAAACUGCUGCAUCUACGGAUGUUAUGUUAAUAACUAGGGGACAAAGCUGUUUUGAUGUCUCCCUCUAUCGUGGGGGAUUCCGCAAUGCCAGUAGACCCAACCAGAGAACCAAGAGUAUGUAUUAAUGAACCACAUCAGCUCUCAGUGGAACGCGAUCCCAGCUACAAAUGCACGUCAAAAGAGUUAUUUUUACUUCCAUCAGGGAAGUCGUUGAUAUCAAGAUAGUCAUCUUCGUUGCGUUUGUAUAGCUUCUGUUGUUUGACUGCCGCGGAAUGGUUAACAGUCCUGGCUUUCAUUGAGCAUUCCCCGAUUUCUUCAUAUUCGUCUGUCUGGACACGUUUUUGCGACGAUUUUUCAACGACAAUUGUCUCGUAUUCAUUACCUUUAUCUUGAUUCGUUUGCCCAGUUGACUCAUUCACGGUAAUAUCCUCAUAGUCAUCAGCUGGUGGCUGUUUUCGAGAUUUCUUUUCGUUCUUUGUCAAUGGCCUGAUCGCCUGAAACAUCGCCAUAUUUUUCUGUUCGUCAAUUUCCUCGCUAGGAUCCUCCGUCUCUAGAAUAUUUUGAAAGAAUGUUUAAAACCUGGGCCCAAGCCGUUAUGUACUAUCAGUUCAAAUAGGCCCACGCCAUUAUAUACUAUCAUUUCAUGUUCAACCUGCUCGUAACUACAGCAGUACAGCUGUUCACUGAAAACCAAAUAGCUCUACAAAUAUGACUAAACGGAUGCGUAAAAUCCUACCUGAAGUCUUGGAACGCUAACAUAAGCAUUCAAGACCAAAUUCAGCCACCCUGCUCCUUCUAGGAACCACGUUGGUUUAUUAUAAAGCGACGUAAGAGAUAUGGAAGUGUGAUUUGUAUGAUAUUGACUGAACUAUCAAAUUCUAAUAUUUGGGAAAGAAAUGACAAAUGUAAAGAUACAAUGUCAAUUGCUUGGUGUCGUAAGUUCCUUUGACAGUCAUAGUAUGUUAGAAUCAUUAUAUAGAGGUCCUCCGUGAAUUGUUAGUGAUAAAGAAAGCAUGGAUGAAAUCAUGGAUGAAAAAAGAAAAGGAGCCAAAAAUGGAGACAGCAGAAGAUAACAUGACACAUAAUGUAAACAAUCCAGAUUUUGAAUCGUUUUUCAUAAAAAGGGAUUAUCAUGUCUCAACCUCUCUUCACAGAAUAGUUUUUCAGUGUUUUGAUGCAAUGCGGAAGUGUAUUUGUGUGCUCUUACCUUCAAUUUUCGUGUAAUGGCCAUCUUCAUAUUCAUUCUUAAUCUCCACAACAUCGUCAUCAUAGUAAAAUUUCUUCACACCCGUUUUCUCUUUGUUGACUGUUGCAUACAAAGCCCUCUUUGCUGCAUCAUCGCGCUUUCUAUUCAAAUCAACUUUAGCAUACAAAUCUUCAAUGUUAGUAGGUUUUUCAUCUACAAUAUCUUCUUUAGUUUCGGCUAGAAAAGGGGCGCCUUCAGGCAUCAGGCUAUCACCCGCAUUAGUAUCACUUUCCUCAUCCUUUUCACCAUUACAAGUGCGUUUCGCAUUUGUCGAUAUGGUAGUCCGUCUUAUAAACACUUCAAUCUUCUGUGCUUCCUCUUCCUUACCCUUUUCCCCACCAUUUGGUUCCGUGACCUCCUUUUUCUUUACUUUGGCAUAUUUUGGAUCUUUUGAUUCGUCAGUACGACGAGACGAAAUUUCAUUGGAGAGGACAGUCUCACUUGAAAUACAUUCGUAGUUCUCUUCUACAUCACCAUCUGCAGGGAAAGUGGGCGCAACAUCAGGCUUUGGGGGCUUUGGAACUUCGCGAUGGGCCAUCCUUGGGGAGCUGGCAGAGUCUGAUCGCCAUUUUGGACUUACUUGUUGAGUUGGGCUUAUUUUGGCACUGACGAUGCCUCUAUCGGGUAUCUCGUAAACGGCAUCUUCUGUGUUACCGGCAUUAUCACUGGUGUACAAAUUUGGCACAGCAGCUGGAGGCCUUUUUGCUUUAAAAGAAGAAUAUAGCGAUAAAAAGUAAAAAGGUACUGACUUAAACGUUAGAAGGACAUACAGUGUAUAUUGUCAGUGAAAGUGAUGCAUAUUAAGUACAUUGGAAUCUUUGAUAUUAUAUUUAUUGUUCAUUUAUAUCUAUUUUACAUGUCCAGAAAAUCACCCCAAUACGAUAGUAAAAAUUGUAUUCAAAUUAUAAUGAAAAUCAUUUUAUCUUUUUUCUUUUUAUAUUUUCUCAACUAAAAAUUCAUAUUUUUAUAAAAGAUACUUCGAAUUAUUUUUCAAAUUAUAAUGUUUGUGCUCUCCGUGCCAUCUUCAAAAAUGUUGUUUCCUUUAUACUACCGAAGUUGAUACCAGAACGGGAAAGCGAUGGCAUUGUGCUAUAGACUUUAUCACCUGUUUGUAAUAACGCUUUAAAUCAUUCUCAAUGCUUUAUCUAUUAAAAGAGCUUCCGAUCCUCGUUUCUCCGAAUCUUUUGGUUCUUAAAUAUCCUUACAGAAGUACUGAGAAUCCAAUUUUAAUGAGCAAGCUACUUCAAGACGCUUAUUUUAUAAAGCUAAAGUUUUAUUUUACAAAGUCACCACCUGAUUACUAGGCCUAUUACAUAGCCUUUUCGAAGGAAAAUUAGCUGCGAUGGACAAGCUUCUGUUUAUAUAAUGAGAAGGAUAAUUUCAAGUUGAUUGAACAGAUUUACCUUGUUCCCCAGAAGGUUGGGCCACAAUUAAAUCUCCCUCGUGGUACGUCCUUCUUUUCUCUACUUUCAGUCUUAGAUUUUCCAUUGGAGGAAGAGGCGGUAGAAGUUCUCCGCGUCCACUAGCAGUUCGUCUGUGUCCUUCAAUCACCUGAUCUUUAUGACUCUCGGUCUCCAGCUUUGUUAAAUUUUCAUUGGAGCCCUUCAGGUUAGACUUUCUACGUUCUGCCGGACUCUCAGGGUGGAGUUUCUCUUUUUGGGUUUUAGUUUUAUUUCGCUUGAUUAAAGAAAACCGAGUUAGACCCCAUUUCUUCUUUGGUUCAUCGUGGUUGUCCUCUCCGCUUUCGUGAGUCUUUUCUUUCCCAUCAGUACUGUCUGUUUUCACCUGACUACCGGCAAUUGUAGGAUUUUCCUUCUGGGAGUCGCUGACAGCCUCGUAAAUUCCACUUGCUCCGGAAUCUUCCACUGCAAAAAGGACCGGAUCUAAAUCCUGCUGUUUAUUCAUGUCGAAAACCUCAUAUUCUGACUUCGGUACAUUUUCUGUUGCAACAUUCUUUUUAUAACUUGUUCUUGUUAAUUUUCCAUCAAUCAUUUCAUAUUUUGUUUCUUUGUCUGCGAUUUCAACAACACUGUAAGCACAUUCUGGCUUGGUCUCUGCCGGUUUCACUUUAGUGUAAAGUUCUUCCCCACUUCCACUGGUUUCAUAACUCCCUUCUACUAUUUUUGAGCUCUGUUUUUGAGAGCCAUUGCUAACUGGUUGAUUUUGUCGUGGUAGUGAGGCCGAUUUGGACUUUGCUACUUCAUUUGAAGCUUGUACAUUAUCAAUAUUUUCAGCCAUCGUACUUUUUCCUUGGCUGUUCACUAAAUGAGCGCUUUCACAGUCUUUUGAAUUUCUUGGUAACAAAGGCGUAGGUUGUUUCGGACGAUCUCCGAUUUCUAUAGAGCUUGACGCAUUGGAUUUCAGUGUCGAAGACUUGUUCCCGUCAUCGCUAGGGUCGAUUUGGACUGUUACUGUACAGUCUUCUGGCUGCAGAGGAAUUCAAGAGCAUAAGGAGAGCAUAUUCAGAUGGAUGUAAAACAUCAGUUUCGUUAAAAAUCCUGUAGGUUAAACGGGGGCAAUUUGGAACAAUUUCUAGGUUUUUCUCCUACCACUGCUCCAUCACAGCUAAUAGAAUACCGAAUAAGCUUUUUAUAUACAUUUAGAUAGCAAUGAAUUAAUAUUGAAGAAUAUUUGUUUUCUAUAUUCCUUUUUCGGCAAUAUACCUUACUUUUAAGAUUGCCAGGAGGGGUAAUUUGGGACAUACACAUUUCAUUAUUGCAAAUAACAUAAACUUAGAGGCACCAGAGAAACUGGAUCAAAAGAUACCAUGUUUGCUAAAAUUUCACCUCAAUGUCUUAAAUCAUAACAAUUUUAAAAGUAUAGGUUAUCUUCUAACAAUAGUAAAUUUCCCAAAUUGUGGGUGUCCCAAAUUACCCCCAGCUUACCCUACCUACAGGUAGAACAGACUCUAUGUCAAAAGUAAGUAAAACAGACUUUAUGUGAGACCUCCAAAAAUAGGAUCUUCUCAUUAAAGUAAACACGAAUAUAUCCUAUCAAUGAACAUUUCCAAUUAAAGGACACCGUGCAUUAACAGAUACCCCAACUAUCAAACACUUAAAUUGAUGGAUUCCUGGAAUUUAAAAAACCUUCAAUUAAUGCACACCUACCAACAGGGAAUUUGUGUUGUUUCUAUUUCCCAAACAUAUCUGUUAUUUAGCUAGGUAAAAAUACCUCGAGUUAAAUAGAGGUGAUGCAAAAACUGGUAUUUCUAAAUACAAUAUAAAGCCUACAUCUUCAAGGUAUUCUUAUUAUUUAUGAACACUUGGAAAGCAUUGUUCAGUACUACUUGCCUUCAGCCCGUUAAUUUUUUGCUCAGGGGUAACCAGUGGAGCCACUUUUUCAUAAGGUCCUUCAGUCUGGAGAUCUUCAUUAUCGCUGAAAAAAAUGUUCAUGAAUUAAAAUCAAUCUUGAAGAAACAAAACCAAUUUGUCAAAAAACAAAAUUGUAGUGUUCUUCCUGAUACACAAACUCAGUAAAGCUUGUAAAGUGGGCAUUGACCAGCUUCGAACUUUGCUAAAUCUGCAAUUUGAAUUUUAUCCUUUCAGAAUUUACCUGAAAUCUUGGCAGCAAAUUUGGUUUCUGUUCCCUAGCGAGUCACUAGAUGUGAAAACAGCUCAGUGCUUAUGGUCAUGUAGUCUGUGGUUUGAGUCACUAACAUUAUGGAGCUUUCACUUAGACUGAGAUAUCAAGAUAAGAGAUCUCAUUUUCCGGUUAUCUGCAAAUGUCAUGCCAAAAAAUUAUAAAAACUGAAUUUAUAAAAACUCACAGGUCCUUAUUGUCUUUCUUCUUGGCAUCUCCACAUUGAAUUAAGACCAAAACCAAUAAUAAAACAAAAAUCACACCAAGAGCUGGACCUCCAAUGACAAUUACUGAGAGGUUGGCAGCCAUUGCUGUCCUAGAAAGAAUGUUUUAUGUUACCAAGCGCAUUGUCAUAUGAAUAACUAAAUUAAAAAGAGUCAUCUGAACUCUUGUAACAUUUCAAAGGCCAUGAUAUUGUAAAAUUCAAAAGCAAAAAAGGUAAUUUAUCAUAUAUCAUAGUUUGGUCAUGGAGAAUACCUGAAGCAUUGAUGAAUUUCUAAUAAGCAUUUAAAUGGGGGAAGUACAUAACACUUUCUAUUCUUCAAAGCUAUGAAAAUUUGCAAUUAAAUCUAGCCCACCCCUGGUAGCCCACAUGGAGAACUAUUAAAUAUUAUGGUAUGUUGAAUUGUUGACCCUGUUUUUCAAACAUUUCAACCCAUAAGAAGCCAGCACCAUAAUCACCAAAAGAACAGCAUAUAAAAUUGUGCAAGGCAUAUGAGCAUGGUUUUCGGAUGUAGUCUUCUUGACUGCUUCUGAAACCCAUGCUCAUUUUAUGUUCUGUACAAUUAUAUUGUGCCUUUUUUCCACUCUCCUCUGUGUCAGGCAUGGAUGUAUUUUGUAGUUAUCCAUAUUAGUUUAUUGUCAUGUAUUUUGAUUGUUUUCGUUAAUUUAGGUGAUUCAAAUGCAUAUAUAUAUUUGUAUUAUGUAUUUAGUUACAAUUGUCAAUGAAAACUGAAUAUGAAAAUGUGUCAAUUCUAAAAGACCCCAACAAAUUUUUGCAAAAGAUUAAUAUUUGUUAAUUUUGCAGUUUGCAUAUCAUCUGCUUGUUGGCAAAUCCACUUUUGACAGCUAAUUUAUAACCUCGAAAAAUCCUUAACCAUUAAAAUCUCUUAUUUUUACUUCUAGAAACACACUUGUUCCAUGAUUUCUCAUCAAUUUGGAAAACACUGAAAUUCAAAAGUUAAAUUUGAAUGAAUGAUACCAUUGGAUAAAUGAUACCGCCAUCUAAAAUUCAAAGUAACAGCUUUUCUGGUGAAAGAUGGGGCAAAAGCAGAAGGUUAUUGAAUGGUUUAACAGACAGACAAUACAGUAAAAAAGCAUUGGCCAAAUCAAACAUGUUGUCAAUCACAGCUGAAGCUAGGAAACCUGACCUGAGGCGGACAAGCCCCAUGCAGGAAAUCCGGCAUUUCUAACUGCAUAAUGUCAUUUAUUGUAUUCAGAUGUCACAAACACAGCUUGUUGAUGACAUAAUCCCUCAAUUUAUCAAACAAGUAGCGCUGCCAGUCGCUAAACCCGCAGAUCGAACGGACCAGUCACCCAGGAAAGGUGAUAGCUGGUCAAUUGCUACGAGAUGAAGCUUUUAAUAUUACUCAUACUCGGCUUAGCCGUUUCCAUUCACGGUGAGACAGUUGAUGAGGCGAACACGGCUUUAGAUGAACCUGAAGAAAGCGAUGCCUUUGAAAACGAUGAUGACUUCAACGAGGAUGAUCUCGAGGCACUUGCUGAUCCCGAUGAACUCGAAGCUUUAGAGGAAGCCGAUGUGGAGGAGAAGGAUCCAUUCGUCGUCCAGUCCAUCCAGUAUUAUUGCAGGUUCUGCAAGAUCUGCAGUGCUUGCAAGAGAGCAAGGAAAUGCUCUGGCGGUCUCAUGAAAAAGGCCUGCAAAUACUGCAAGUAUUGCAACCCAAGAACCUACUGGGAUCUUGUUAGGCGAGUUCGUAUACGCAUAAGACUGCGACGCAUCAGAUUGAGAAGAUGGGGAGGCAGACGCAGACGUAGACGCAGACGCCGGGGUUAAACUGUGUAGCUUGUCAUUGCGAACACCUUGAAAUGCUUUUGACUUGAUCACUCAUGUUUCGUUUAAAGUUUACAUAUUUUAAAUAAUCGUGUGCUAUGGAA
This is a messenger RNA of Rhopilema esculentum, 11440 nucleotides long. Lineage: Eukaryota; Metazoa; Cnidaria; Scyphozoa; Rhizostomeae; Rhizostomatidae. The record is from RefSeq and is a predicted model, not a curated record.